Yamadazyma jaroonii is the source of this 642-nucleotide messenger RNA. NCBI's taxonomy places the organism in Eukaryota, Fungi, Ascomycota, Pichiomycetes, Serinales, Debaryomycetaceae. The record is from the annotation of a GenBank genome assembly.
AUGAGAGGACAGUUGAUUCUUAUAGAAGGAUUAGAUAGAUCAGGUAAAUCUACUCAACUGGUCAAACUACAUGAAUCCAUCAAAGACAGUUUUAUCGUAAAGUUCCCCGAUAGGUCUACACGAAUUGGAAGCAUCAUUAAUGAGUAUUUAACUAAUGAAGAUUUUAAGUUACCUGAUCAAUCAAUACAUUUACUUUUCAGUGCUAAUAGAUGGGAAGUCAUCCAAGAUAUGAUCGAUAAGUUGAACAACGGACAUACUAUCAUUUUGGAUAGGUACAUUUAUUCAGGUAUAUCGUAUUCAUUAUCCAAGCUGCAGUUAUCAAACACUAAGAAUGAAAUGUCAGAUGUAGAUUGGUUAUAUUCUCCUGAUAAGGGAUUACCCAAGCCAGACUUGACAUUAUUCUUAUCGUUGGAAUUAGAUCAGAUAAAUUCCAGAGCUGAAUUUGGAGAAGAAAGAUACGAAAAGACAGAAUUUCAAAAAAUCGUUAAAUCGAAUUUUUUAAAGAUUUUACCCCAAGAAGGAGUAAAGAUCCUUAAUGUUAAUGACAAAUCAAUUGAAGAAGUACAAAAAAUGAUCUGGGAAAUCAUUGAACAAGGAGAUUAUAAUAAAUUGACCAAUAAUCCAAUAUCAUAUUUUACCUAA